AUGUUGGUCCUCAGCCCGCUUGUCCGGGGAUCUUACCUGCUGCUUUUCUUCUGCUUUGCUUUGCCUCAGACUGCGUACGCUGACAAUGUCUUCUCACUUUCAGCAGAUCUGCCUUGUUUGGAACAGAAGAAGCAGCACUGCAGAGCAUGCUGCCUCCUUGGCCCUCCUCCACCGCCCCUGUUCCCACCACCGUACUUCAGGCACGGCUGGAGCACUAAGCUGGAUGUGGAAGAGCUGUGUCAUGAGCUCCAGAUAAUACAGGCUGCCUCUCUGCCUGAAUUGCACUGCUCUGCAGGGCCUCCUGGCCCCCAGGGUCCACAAGGAAUUCCUGGUAUAAUGGGACCAAAAGGGGAGAAAGGGGAGAUUGGCAGGCCUGGAAGAAAGGGCAGACCAGGUCCCCCGGGCGUCCCUGGGAUGCCAGGACCAGUAGGAUGGCCUGGACCUGUGGGACAGAAGGGUGAAAAGGGAGAGUUGGGUGUGAUGGGAUUGCCAGGUACAAGAGGACCAAUGGGCUCCAAGGGUUUUCCUGGAACUAGAGGAGAAAAGGGAUCCAGAGGUGACAGAGGCGACAAAGGAGUCAAAGGAGACCCGGGAGAAAUAGGCUUCCCUGGAAUGCUGGGACAAAAAGGAGAGAUGGGCCCCAAGGGACAGUCUGGAGUACCAGGACACAGAGGACCUAUAGGAAGACCUGGAAAACGAGGCAAACAAGGACUCAAGGGGGACAUCGGACCCGCGGGUGUCAUGGGCCCGCCUGGCAGGCCUGGCCCUGUUGGUCAGCCAGGCCCCCCUGGACCCUCAGGAUUAGGGCAAUUUGCAAUAGGACCAAAGGGAGAAAGAGGACUUCCAGGGCCUCCAGGGAGAUGUCUCUGCAGAACGCCACAGCAAAUGAGUAACCCAUCAUAUGAGCAAUCUGUGUUUGGACACAGCUACCCAAAAGUUCCUGCGAUUUUUGUGGUGAAUAAUCAAGAAGAAUUGGACCGGUUAAACACCGAGAACGCAUUAGCAUUUAGAAGAGAUCAGAGAUCUUUGUAUUUCAAGGAUACAUUUGGAUGGCUCCCAGUCCAGCUCUCCCCUCUGUACCCCAUGGAUUACCGCCUGGAGGAGGGGGGCACCUGUGGCGAUGGCAUCGUGCAGGAUGGGGAGGAGUGCGACGACGGCAACGCGGUGGUGACUGAUGACUGCAUAAGGUGCCGCCGUGCUUACUGUGGAGAUGGCUACAAGCACGAGGGGGUUGAAGACUGUGAUGGGAUGGAUUUUGGAUACUUGACAUGUAGAACUUACCUUCCUGGGUCUUACGGGAAACUGCGCUGCACUCCUUACUGCUACAUUGACUCCACACAGUGUCGAUACUUCACAUGAGGGGAGCAGAGGUGG
Molecule: messenger RNA, 1374 nt
Organism: Agelaius phoeniceus (red-winged blackbird)
Lineage: Eukaryota; Metazoa; Chordata; Aves; Passeriformes; Icteridae
Gene: COLQ
Product: collagen like tail subunit of asymmetric acetylcholinesterase
Biological process (GO): extracellular matrix organization
Molecular function (GO): extracellular matrix structural constituent conferring tensile strength
Source: RefSeq, a predicted model, not a curated record